AUGGGAGUUUCGGACGAUUUGGACUGCAUCAAUUUAACUGCAAACACAUCAAACACUGCACCCACUAUACCUAGUAGUUUAGGAAGUCAAGGGAAGAGGAAGAGAGGUCAAGGGUUUGAUGAGUACAAGAAGCAAAAAAUGCCAUCGACAAAAAGAAUAGCAGAUGCAGUAAGUUUGAUUGCUACUGCUUCAAAGGAUAUAGCAGAGGCAGUAAACAAAAUGUCUAAUAGUGAUAUCACUACUGAGCUUACCACUGAUCUACUGAGUAUGGAGGAAAUUACUAGUGACACUCAUUUUUAUGUCAUCGACUGUAAUCUUCUAGCAAACAAGACUUUCAAGGACAUAUAUGCAGGUCUGAGAGUAAAUCAGGGGAUAUUAAUAGCUUGGUUGAAGUACAAUACUGAAAACCCACCGCCAUAUGCUGCACCCAGUUGUGUCGAGUGA
Neltuma alba is the source of this 444-nucleotide messenger RNA. RefSeq lists its product as uncharacterized. Bases 1 to 444 code for a protein of 147 amino acids. Lineage: Eukaryota; Viridiplantae; Streptophyta; Magnoliopsida; Fabales; Fabaceae. The record is from RefSeq and is a predicted model, not a curated record. The transcript has 2 exons.